AUGCGCAAUGUCCCUAAACGGGGUCGGAGGCGUGGAACAAGGGACGAUGCCUACUUUGUCAAGCUCCAGGGUUCAGGCAAAGUGGCCAAGCCGUUUGUGACCUUCAUUCGACUCGUACAGGAUGAGAACGGAAAGAGAGUCCACGAUCUGGUGCACAUUGGCUGCACCAGCGAAUAUAUCACCCAGUGGCCAGGGCUUUAUCUCCAGGUCAUACCAGAGGAUGGUCUUCCGGCGGCAGCGGAGCAUUGGGCAGAUGGGACUGGUAACAGGCCUCUGAGACACGACGAGUGGAUGACAGCUGCAGGACAAGACGCAGACUUGAAGCCGUUGAACUGA
Molecule: messenger RNA, 336 nt
Organism: Clonostachys solani
Lineage: Eukaryota; Fungi; Ascomycota; Sordariomycetes; Hypocreales; Bionectriaceae
Source: the annotation of a GenBank genome assembly